Molecule: messenger RNA, 2145 nt
Organism: Gastrolobium bilobum
Lineage: Eukaryota; Viridiplantae; Streptophyta; Magnoliopsida; Fabales; Fabaceae
Product: methylmalonate-semialdehyde dehydrogenase [acylating], mitochondrial-like
Exons: 19
Coding region: 59-1612 (517 amino acids)
Biological process (GO): L-valine catabolic process; thymine catabolic process
Cellular component (GO): mitochondrion
Molecular function (GO): malonate-semialdehyde dehydrogenase (acetylating, [NAD(P)+]) activity; methylmalonate-semialdehyde dehydrogenase (acylating, NAD+) activity
Source: RefSeq, a predicted model, not a curated record
UAUUAAAACAGGAUUUGAAGGAAGAAGUUUGAACCUUUUGAGGCCUCAGAACUCUGCUAUGGCAAGUUCUCAUUUAUCAACAGCUGCUGAGCUAUUUUCAAGACAACGUAAUCCCCCGAGGGUUCCAAAUCUAAUUGGGGGCAGUUUUGUCGACUCAAAAUCGUUGACUUUCAUUGAUGUCAUAAACCCUGCAACACAAGAAGUUGUUUCACAAGUUCCUUUGACUACGGAUGAAGAGUUUAAAGCUGCGGUAUCUGCAGCAAAGAAGGCAUUUUCAUCAUGGCGUAACACUCCAAUCACAAGACGCCAACGUGUUAUGUUGAAGUUCCAGGAGCUUAUACGCAGAGAUAUGGAUAAACUUGCAAUGAAUGUGACCACUGAACAAGGAAAGACGCUAAAGGAUGCUCAAGGAGAUGUAUUCCGUGGUUUAGAGGUGGUGGAACAUGCUUGUGGGAUGGCAACUCUACAAAUGGGGGAGUAUUUUUCCAAUGUAUCACGGGGAAUUGAUACAUUCAGCAUUAUAGAACCGCUUGGUGUUUGUGCUGGUAUUUGUCCGUUCAACUUUCCUGCAAUGAUUCCCUUAUGGAUGUUCCCAAUGGCAGUUACCUGCGGCAAUACCUUUAUUCUAAAGCCAUCAGAGAAAGAUCCAGGUACUUCUGUAAUGCUUGCAGAAUUGGCAAUAGAGGCUGGUUUGCCCGAGGGUGUCUUAAAUAUAGUUCAUGGAACUCAUGAUAUUGUCAAUGCUAUUUGUGAUCAUGACGACAUCAAAGCCGUAUCUUUUGUUGGUUCAAAUGUUGCUGGAAUGCACAUAUAUGCAAGAGCAGCAGCUAAAGGAAAACGUGUUCAGUCUAAUAUGGGGGCCAAAAAUCAUGCAGUUGUCAUGCCUGAUGCAAGUUUUGAUGCUACUGUAAAUGCUUUAAUUGCUGCGGGUUUUGGUGCUGCUGGUCAAAGGUGCAUGGCUCUCAGCACAGUUGUUUUUGUUGGAGGCUCAAAACUGUGGGAAAGUAAACUUGUGGAACGUGCCAAAGCUCUUAAAGUAAAUGCUGGAACUGAACCUGAUGCAGACCUUGGUCCAGUAAUUAGCAGACAGGCAAAGGAGCGAAUACACAGAUUAAUUCAAUCUGGGUUUGAAAGCGGUGCAAGACUAGUGCUUGAUGGAAGAAAUAUAGUGGUCCCCGGAUAUGAAUCUGGCAAUUUUAUUGGACCAACCAUCUUAUCAGAUGUCACUGCCAACAUGGAGUGCUACCAGGAGGAGAUUUUUGGUCCAGUUCUUCUUCUCAUGGAGGCUGAUAGCUUGGAAGAGGCCAUAAACAUUAUCAACGAAAACAAGUAUGGAAAUGGUGCUACUAUAUUUACUACAUCUGGCGUGGCUGCAAGGAAAUUUCAGACAGAGAUUGAGGCAGGGCAGGUGGGCAUCAACGUUCCAAUUCCUGUUCCUUUACCCUUUUUUUCAUUUACUGGCAACAAGGCAUCAUUUGCAGGCGAUCUCAAUUUCUAUGGCAAGGCAGGGGUUAACUUUUAUACACAGAUCAAAACAGUAACACAGCAGUGGAAGGAUUCAGCUAGCGGGAGCAAGGUUAACAUGUCAAUGCCAACUUCUCAACAAUCUUGAAUGUGAAGUGUAUAUUGCAUCCGAAUAAAGAACACCGAACCAUUUUGUCACGUUUGACAAAAAAUUUUAACAAACUGUUAUGUUAAGAGUAAAUUUUGCCAAAAUGUCACGCGGCAUGUUUCGCUACACUGUGUAGUGAAAUAUAUUUGCAAGUAAUUUGCUACAGUGUAGCGAAAUAUGUCAUGUCAGGCUGUACAGUCAGCAAAAAUGACACGUGUUAAGCAGGCCGAAUUCAAGCAUAAUUCGCUACACAGUGUAGCGAAUUUCUGCCUGCUUGACACGUGUCAUUCUUUUUGCUGACUGUGCAUUCUGACAUGGCAUAUUUCGCUACACUGUGUAGCGAAUUACUUGCAAACAUAUUUCGUUACACAGUGUAGCGAAAUAUGUCGCGUGACAUUUUGACAAAAUUUACUGUUAGCAUGACAGUCUGAUAAAUUUUUUUGUCAAGUGUAGCAAAAUGGUCACUCUUUCUCUGAAUAAACCUUCAUUUGUACUCUAAUAAACCCUGUUAAACUAUUAUCUUAUAUUUUCAA